AUCUUUCGAUAAACCACUCCGGAAUACCCCGUAGAUGAAAUCCUGCCGGUAUGCUCAUCCAAAGACACCGCUCUCAGUGGCUCUAGGUUCUUUGCCCAAGUGCCAGACACGCAAACAAAGGCUUGGCAGCUGCGGUCCCGUUGCGCGGCCAAAAAACCGAGUCGAGAGCAACGAGAAAUUCAGUGUAUCUUUUGCUUUUUCACGUCUGCCUCUAAGACUGCACCAGGCGACUGCAGUCGGCUCUUGACUUUUUCGACUCUUUUAAAUGGCUUCUGCUGCGGCGAUACCAAUGGCUUCCACCCGAAGAGGCGAAGCGGCCACAUCUGCGGCGUCUUCCUCCGCAGGAUGCCAAGGAUCUACGCGCCUCGUCGACAUCGGGUGUUUCAUUCUUCGAGGUGACGGACUGCUGGUCGCAGACCCCCUGUCAGUGGGGGGCACUCUCGAUGCCGCGAUGGCCUCCGGAGGCCCGACUGUACGUACACCGGGAGCGGCUCCGACCUUCGCAGAAAAGAAGUUCGGCUCGACACAUCACGCGCAGGCGCCGCUGCCUGCUCUGCCGCAGGGCAGUCUCGUCCUCGACUUUGUCGCUCCUGGACUGUGGGGAGUCCUCGCGGGCGUCGAGCGCAUGCAGCCGAUGGGCGGGAACGGCGAUUUCUCUCUUCUAAUGGACGAUGGCACUUCAGUGAAUGUUCUCUUUCUCCUCAACAGCGCCCACAUGCAGAUGCAGCAGGCAGAACUGAGUCUGCUGCAGAGCCUUCCGUGGGAGCUUUUCGAGAGUUGCCAGAGAAACCGCGUUUCCGUCACCAGUGGACAGCUCGGCGUCUUCACAAAGCACAGCUUGGCAGAUGCCCAGGAGGCCAUGUCCCGGGCCAGUCCACAAGCUGCACAGGCACAGGCUUCGUUUUGGUACAAUCGCGCAUGCGAACUCACCUGCAGUGAAGAUCAAGUGGGCAUUUUGGAUGUUGCUGGCGGCCCUCUGGGCUGCGUCUCGGCGACAGGCAUCUCCGAGGAGGGGAGUUAUCCGAUCUACGUGGUUCGGAGUCCAGAAAGCGAAGAGAUUUGGGCCGUGAAAGUUGAAUUCUUGUCCUCUUGACCUCGCUCUCUCGCCUCUGUGGCUCGCCAGCUGCGGCGUGUGGCUUGGGGUUCCAGCCUGUGAAACUCCCGACUCUUGUCGUUCUUUGCCGACGCUCGCGGCCUCAAGCAGAGCCUUGUUCCGGUUCUUCUCUCCGUCCUUUCUCCGUGGCCAGGCGUUUCGCCAGAACACACGCCCUGCAUGCAGGCGAGGAAAGCGACUCGCGCGUGCACACACUUCUUCGGGAGAACUGCGUCGGUCGAAAGGUCGGCCGCUGCCGCGUCUGUGGAGCCUUUGCAGCUUUUUUUCCUAAGUGGCUUUCUCGCGUUGCUUGGAUUUCUCAGCGUGGAGAGAGGAGGAAGUGACCGGAGAGGGGAGCACAGGCGGUAGAAAGGACGAGGGAGAAGGAGAGCCCAAAGAGGCAUUCGGUGUGGUGCAUUGUCGAACUCGCCUGCGCAGGAGAAGGCACCGACAGAGAUGGAAACGCCGAGGCAGGCAAAAAAACCGGCGCCAGGCGAGAAGACGCACAGAAGGAAGCGGCGAAAAGCUGCUUGAAGAGUGCGUGACUUGCGAGUCUCCCUGUUUUUUACAGGAGAUGUGUUUCGAAUCUCACUCUAUACGUAGAGCCUUGUAGGGAUACCGCACCAUACAUAAAAAUAUAGCGAAAUAUUGACAAGUCCAGAAAUCUACAGGAAAUUCAGUCGGGAAUGUUGUGUGCAUGUGCGAGAUGCCCAGGGCGUCUUGGGCUGCGUAAAAAAAGCGCGCAAUACAGUGACCGGGAGCGACUUCGAGAGUGCAGAGUCUCCAAGCGGUUUCUGUGCAGAGCAUGCAGACGCCUGCGGCUCUCCACCGUCCGGUGUAUGUACAGUCCACGAGACUGCGUCUAUGCGUAUCGAUAUGUGGGUCUAGUUCUGUCCAUCUGCUGAAGUGCUUUCAAAGAUGCGCGAGGGUGAACUUGUGCGCUUGCGUAUGAACUCUGUUUGUUGUGAAUCAAACACCCGAGGAGGUUCGCGGAGCCCUGAAUGUUUCGUUCUUUGUCACUGAUAUACGUACACUCAAAUGGUGUACUCAGCUGCCGUCCGCUGCUGAACUUGCAAUGGGAAGCCCACGGCCGUUGGUACGCCGCUUGCCGUCCGUCUCACGAUGUAUAAAUUCAUAACGCCUUUAGCUGCCGUACACACUUCAGUGAGCUGGCGGUGAACAGCAAUCAUGCGAACUUAGUGAUCUAUCUCACAGCAGGACUCCUGUUUAGGACCCCGUCUGCGCCUCGAUACACGCACUUCACUGUCUGCUUUCACCCG
Messenger RNA from Toxoplasma gondii ME49, 2373 nucleotides. RefSeq lists its product as hypothetical. NCBI's taxonomy places the organism in Eukaryota, Apicomplexa, Conoidasida, Eucoccidiorida, Sarcocystidae. The transcript is spliced from 6 exons. Bases 266 to 1093 code for a protein of 275 amino acids. The record is from RefSeq and is a predicted model, not a curated record.